This is a messenger RNA of Diaporthe citri, 1536 nucleotides long. RefSeq lists its product as uncharacterized. NCBI's taxonomy places the organism in Eukaryota, Fungi, Ascomycota, Sordariomycetes, Diaporthales, Diaporthaceae. The record is from RefSeq and is a predicted model, not a curated record. The transcript is spliced from 6 exons. Gene Ontology annotation, molecular function: ATP binding; MAP kinase activity. Gene Ontology annotation, biological process: protein phosphorylation; intracellular signal transduction. Bases 1 to 1536 code for a protein of 511 amino acids. Gene Ontology annotation, cellular component: cytoplasm; nucleus.
AUGGCCGAUCUACAGGGACGAAAGGUCUUCAAGGUCUUCAACCAGGACUUCAUCGUGGACGAGCGCUACACCGUUACCAAGGAGCUGGGCCAGGGAGCCUACGGCAUCGUGUGCGCCGCUGUCAACAACCAGAGUAACGAGGGCGUCGCCAUUAAGAAGGUCACCAAUGUCUUCAGCAAGAAGAUCCUGGCCAAGCGCGCCCUGCGUGAGAUCAAGCUCCUACAACACUUCCGUGGCCAUCGCAAUAUCACUUGCCUAUAUGACAUGGACAUUCCUCGCCCAGACAACUUCAAUGAGACUUAUCUGUACGAAGAGCUGAUGGAAUGCGAUCUUGCUGCAAUCAUCCGCUCAGGCCAGCCCCUCACCGACGCUCACUUCCAAUCCUUCAUCUACCAGAUCCUAUGCGGCCUGAAAUACAUCCACUCAGCGAACGUGCUUCAUCGUGACCUGAAGCCCGGAAACCUGUUGGUCAACGCGGAUUGCGAGCUGAAGAUUUGCGACUUCGGUCUGGCGCGUGGUUUCUCGAUCGAUCCCGAGGAGAACGCCGGAUACAUGACAGAAUACGUCGCCACGAGAUGGUACCGCGCCCCUGAGAUCAUGCUGAGCUUCCAGAGCUAUACCAAAGCUAUCGAUGUUUGGUCCGUGGGCUGCAUCCUAGCCGAGCUUCUCGGAGGCCGACCAUUCUUCAAGGGCAGGGACUACGUCGACCAGCUCAAUCAGAUUCUCCACAUCCUCGGAACGCCCAACGAGGAGACGCUGUCCCGCAUCGGCUCGCCCCGCGCCCAGGAGUACGUCCGCAACCUGCCCUUCAUGCCCAAGAAGCCCUUCGCCUCGCUCUUCCCCAACGCCAACCCGGACGCCCUCGACCUGCUGGACCGUAUGCUGGCCUUCGACCCGUCCUCGCGCAUCAGCGUCGAGCAGGCGCUCGAGCACCCGUACUUGCAGAUCUGGCACGACGCGUCUGACGAGCCGGACUGCCCUACGACCUUCGACUUCGACUUCGAGGUGGUCGAGGACGUGGGAGAGAUGCGCAAGAUGAUCUUGGAGGAGGUCUACCGGUUCAGACAGGUUGUCCGGACGGUUCCAGGCUCCGGCGGAGGCCAGCACGCUGGGCAGCAGGGCGGCGCGAGCCAGGUCCCCAUGCCGAGCGGUGGCGCCACGGGCCAGUGGAGGACGGAGGACCCGAGGCCUGAGGAAUACUUGGGACAGCAUCCCGGUGGUCUCGAGGCGGACCUUGCCAUGGGUGCCGAUGGCAGGAGGUCAUGCCGAUACCUGUUAUCGGAGGGUGACAGAGAUGUCGAGGCUCAUAAAAGAAAAGAGCACAGCGAGGUGAUGGACUGCGUGGUCGAGGACCUCAGCCCAGCGCAGCAGGACGAGUACUGGCUGCGGGUGCAGAAGAGGCUGGAGACGGUUAGGCGGGUGCUGGAGAAGCAGCCAGGCGUCAGGUCGCCCAAACCUGCCGUCUCCAUCCUAGGUGCUGAGGAAGGAGGCAGCAGGUGCCUCUACGAAAAGUGCAAGGGGAUAUAUAUAGAGUAG